UCCCCAUGUGACGUAGCCGUAGCGCGAGCCGGGACCGGGGGGCGGGGCCGGGGACAUCUAGGGCGGGCGCAGGGCCCCCGCCGCCCCCUAGCCCGGCUCCCUCCGGUGCAUCCGUCCAUCCGUCGGUCAGUCUGUGCUGGGCGGUGGCACCUGCGGCGGCGGCGGCGGGGAUGGCAACCCCCACCUCCAGGUCUCUCUCGUGGGCUGUAGGAGCGGCCACGGCGGGCUCGGCGGCGGCGGCGGCGGCGGGAAUGGCGCUGCUUGGGAUGCUGGAGGGCGCCGCGGAGGUGGUGACGGGCAGCGGGCGGCUGUCGGCCCUGCUGGCCGCGUGCGUCUGCACGCUCAGCCUGGCUUACUUGCUGCUCCGCGGCCUGGGCCGUUCGGAGCAGCCGGCCGGAGAAGGGAAGUGUCCACCCUACAUUUUCUCUCCUAUUCCUUUCCUUGGACAUGCAAUAGCGUUUGGAAAAAGUCCUAUUGAGUUUCUCGAAAAUGCAUAUGAGAAGUAUGGACCUGUAUUUAGUUUUACAAUGGUGGGCAAGAAGUUUACAUACCUCCUUGGCAGUGACGCUGCUGCCCUGCUCUUCAACAGCAGGAAUGAAGAUCUGAACGCAGAAGACGUUUACAGUCGGCUCACAACACCAGUCUUUGGAAAAGGAGUUGCUUAUGAUGUGCCAAACCCAGUAUUCUUGGAACAGAAGAAAAUGUUAAAAACUGGCCUUAAUAUAGCCCAUUUUAAACAACAUGUUUUGAUAAUUGAAAAAGAAACAAGGGAAUAUUUUGAAAGCUGGGGAGAAAGUGGAGAAAAAAAUUUCUUUGAAGCUCUUUCUGAGCUUAUCAUUCUCACGGCUAGCCACUGUUUACAUGGAAAAGAGAUCAGAAGCCAGCUGAACAAAGAAGUCGCCCAGCUCUAUGCAGACCUGGAUGGGGGCUUCAGCCAUGCCGCCUGGCUCCUGCCCGGUUGGUUGCCUUUGCCCAGUUUCAGGCGCCGAGACCAAGCACAUCGAGCAAUCAAAAACAUUUUCUAUAAGGCAAUAGAGAAACGUAGGAAAUCACAAGAAAAAGUUGAUGAUAUUCUCCAGACUUUACUGGAGUCUACUUACAAGGAUGGGCGGCCUUUGACGGAUGAUGAGAUUGCAGGGUUGCUGAUUGGACUUCUGUUGGCGGGGCAGCACACGUCCUCAACCACCAGUGCCUGGAUGGGCUUCUUUUUGGCCAGAGACAAAGCACUCCAGGAAAAAUGUUUCUUAGAACAGCAAAAUGUCUGUGGAGAAGAUUUGCCUCCUUUAAAUUAUGAUCAGCUCAAAGAUCUACAUGUAUUAGAUCGCUGUUUGAAAGAAACACUUAGACUUAGACCUCCUAUAAUGACUAUGAUGAGAAUGGCCAAAACCCCCCAGAUUGUAGCAGGCUAUACAAUUCCUCCAGGUCAUCAGGUUUGUGUGUCUCCUACUGUUAAUCAGAGACUUAAAGACUCUUGGAUAGAACGGUUGGACUUUAAUCCUGACCGAUACUUACAGGAUAAUCCUGCCUCGGGUGAGAAGUUUGCAUACGUGCCAUUUGGAGCUGGUCGGCAUCGUUGCAUUGGUGAAAACUUUGCAUACGUUCAAAUUAAGACAAUUUGGUCCACUCUGCUUCGUUUAUAUGAAUUCGAUCUUGUUGAUGGAUAUUUUCCUACUGUGAAUUAUACAACCAUGAUUCACACCCCAGAUAACCCAAUAAUCAGAUACAAACGAAGAACGACAUGAAGAAAUAAACAAGAUAGGAAAACCAUGCUUUGUAUAUUGUGAGCUUUAUAGUAUUUGCACUGGGUUUUUUGGGUGUGCAAUUUAAAAAGAAAACUAACUUAUGAAUCCUUACGCUAAAAUUGUUUUUGUUUACAUGAUCAUAAUGCCAUUCUUCGUAGUUUAUUUGCCAUGCGUACAUUACUGGAGUCAAGUUCAUUGAAAUAUUCUAAAAUUAGGCUGAGAAAGAUCUGUCCCUCUAAACAGGAUUAUUUUAAAGGGCAGCUUUCCUAAUAUAACUUGUGAGAAAAGGAUGUAUAUAUUUCAACUGGGAAGGAGAGAGCCUGCCCUGUACUGUUAACAAUGAAUGUGAAAUCCAAUAAAAUUUUAGGGAUAGUUUUAGUCUUAACUCACUUGAAUGACCAAUGAUGAAUUCUGAAAAAUUAAAUGCUGCAUUUAAAUUAGAGUAGUUAUGUUUAGAGUAGUUGUGUUAAAUGUCUUCAUGCCGUAGUCAGAUUCAAGUUACAUGUGGGAAUAGGGUUCCUCCAAAACAACCAAUUUCCUAUAAAUUAUGUCACUAGAAAAUCAGACAGAAUUCCAACUAAGGUUUGGUAAGCUUUUUGUCUUUUUUUAAAAGGCUAUCUGAACAUAUAAAUACUAUAAAAAAGGAAACUAAAAAUCUUUACUCUCAUUAUACCUAAGUAUUUUUACAAAUUAAUUUUUAUGCUUACUAAUUAUUCAUGGUUUGGAUAGUGAUAGGACUCCCCAGCCUCUUCCAUUUUAGGUUGACAGUCUCAGAAGCAGCUGCAACACCUCAGGAGCCUACAUUUGCUCAUCUGCUUCACAGAAUUUUGGGAAGCCCCCACUCUUGUACAAAAACAUCUCUUUCGAUUUCUGGGAGAGCAAAGGGUGCCAGAAGUUUGUAUAGCACCAAAGAUUUGUUUGUUACUAUUUUGAAAAGGACUAGUUCCUUCCUCCUUUAUCUAGAUCAGACAGGAGCGCCUGUCACUCCUCACCCCCCAGUUAUAGCAGUUAGAGAUAGACGGCAGUCUGUCUCCUGGGAUUAAGCCUGAUUGUUAUUCUUAAUUUAUUCAAAUCACCUGGAUCCAAUAAAUGUAGACAUCUGUUUUGACUGAGGGGGAGAGGGAACUAAAUAUCAAACUGUAAAGUUGGAAUUGACAUAGAUUCAUGUAUAUAUUCUAACUUGAAACUUUAUACUAGUAUAGAGCUGUGUGUGUGUGUGUGCGCGCGCGUGCGUGUGCCUAUGUGACUGUACUGAUACUGUGUAUUUGAAUGCACAAUUUGUUGUUCUUACUAGGUAAGGCUGAAAUGUUCCCUCUUUGAAAUAUCAUGUAUGUUCCAGUAAUGUUCUUAGUUAAAAUAAUUUUCAAGACUUAUGUUGAACUCAUUAAAUGUAAUUAAAGUUCUGUUAAUUUUUCACAUUAAAAUAAUUUUGGAUAAAACAAUGA
Molecule: messenger RNA, 3187 nt
Organism: Trichosurus vulpecula (common brushtail)
Lineage: Eukaryota; Metazoa; Chordata; Mammalia; Diprotodontia; Phalangeridae
Product: lanosterol 14-alpha demethylase
Exons: 10
Coding region: 171-1742 (523 amino acids)
Molecular function (GO): monooxygenase activity; heme binding; oxidoreductase activity, acting on paired donors, with incorporation or reduction of molecular oxygen
Source: RefSeq, a predicted model, not a curated record